GGGCUGUCCUGUUGUUGACAACGGAGGAAAAUGGUGGAGAGCACAGUCAGACGGCUGCUGUAGAGAGAGAGAGAGAGAGACCAACAGUUUAAUCUCUGUCUCCAGACUCACUUUGUGUGGACCCUAAAGUGGCAGAAGAAAAGCACCAGUGAUGGCUGAUGCAGCACAGAUUAAGAAAACUGCAGCUAAGGUGCUGUGCUGUGUGGAGAAGGUGUCUUCUUUCGCCUCCUCCAUAGACCCCAUCUUCGGCAUCGUCUCCUCCCUGGUCGGGGUGGCUCGCAAGGGCCUGGUCGAUGAGGAGACCCACGCUCUGGACAAGGACUUCAAGGAGAUCCGCACCAAGCUUGAGACCAUCUCACACAAGAACCUGCAAUGCCUGAGGAAGAUCCGCAUCGAUGAGGUGAACGAAACCUACGGCAAGUACGAGGAGUACAUCAAGCACCAGUACACGGCCUUCAACGAGAUGGUGGCGCAAGUGAAGAAGGACCCGGACAAGACCCAGCAACACAUGGAGAAGUUUGAGAAGAUAUACGAGAGAGACAAGAGCGACUUGAGCCUGAACGUGUACUACAGCGGCGUGAUGGGUACAAAGACGCUGUUUGGAAGAUCCCUGCUGAAGGUGUACAUGGAGAACUGCGAUGGUGACCUCGAGAUCAUGGAGCACCGCUGCUCACACAUCGCCCACCUGUUCCACAUGGGCCUCAUCGCACUCAUGGCCUACACAGCUGUUACAGAGGACGAUGAAGACGAGGUGCGAGACAAGUGGGCGAAGAGGGUGGAGGACAUCCAGGGGAAGAUGCAGGAGGUGCUCAGUCAGUGCAAAGACAAGUCGACCUGAACAUGGACCAACAGAGAGAGAACUUUCUCUGGGUCUGACGGUGACAACACGGGGAUCAUCGUCUGUACUCUCAGCUGUGGACCAAUGAAAAAAGAUUAUAUUACAACGUAAAUAUAUAUAAAAACCAAAACUAUGUUUGCAUUUGUACAAUUGAGCUGCACUUGAUAUUGUUUUCUCAAAAUGUCAUCAUUUGUCCAGACUGUUAUUGUUUAUUAUUGUUUCAAAGAGACCACUGUUUGUUUCAGCUGCUUUGUGCUACAAACCAAUAAAUGCUGAUGUUUUA
This is a messenger RNA of Paralichthys olivaceus (Japanese flounder), 1121 nucleotides long. It is a transcript of the gene rpz2, whose product is annotated as rapunzel 2. The record is from RefSeq and is a predicted model, not a curated record. NCBI's taxonomy places the organism in Eukaryota, Metazoa, Chordata, Actinopteri, Pleuronectiformes, Paralichthyidae.